AUGAAAGAGGUGGAGAGGCAAUGCAAAGGCUUUGAAUCUAUGUUGAAUAAAAUUAAACAUAGUGAAAACUACAGCAUUAAACUGACAGAUGAUGAAGCUCUUCAAAAUUUUAUGCAAACAACACAUCCGUUUGGAAAAGUAAACACUUGUACAAUGCCAGAGGUCAAUUUCCAAGCUGCAAAUGUAAAAUUUUCCAGUAGUAUCAAAGCAGAGAAUUUUCGAUUUACAGAUGUGUGUUCAUAUUGUAAGACCCACAUUCUGGCAAUAUCAGAAGAUAAAAACAUGUACAUUUUUUCCUUAUCUGGAAAUCUUAAAAACAAAACAAUGCUGUCUGGAGAACCCUGGGCACUCACUAAAUUCUCGAAGAAGAAAGUUGCAGUAUCCAUAAGAUCGCCGCAUCGCUGCAUCCAAAUUUUGGAAAUAAAACCAAGUUUAAAUCCACUGUCAAAAAAAGAAAUUCAAUUAAAAUUUGAACCUCUUGGAAUACAGUGGGAGGAUAACAUGUUUAUUGUGUCAUCAAAUGAUUCAAUGAUUCGAUGGAUAACUGAUGACGGAACAGUGAAACAAUCUAUUCCAGUGUCCAAAGGAUACAUCUCAGGAUUAUGUUGCCAGUGCACACUUGGAAUAUUAUAUUUUACUAAUGAGUCCCAAAACAAAGGCAAUAUGGUUCAUUAUCCAAAGAGUUUAUGUUUCACUCAGACAAAAGAUAUUUUACAGCUCAAACAACCAGUUGGAUUGUGUUGUGAUUCACAGGACAACAUCUAUGUCGUUGGGCAUACAUCCAAAAAUGUUGUCCAGGUGGAUCAGGAUGGAACAUUCGUGAGAGAGCUCAUACAUGAUGUAGGGGGAAUCAUGUCCGAUUGGGAUAUGGGUGGCAGAGUUUGGUGCUUCUGUCAAAUUGUUUCUGACUUUUCAAAAUGA
This is a messenger RNA of Saccostrea cuccullata (small rock oyster), 921 nucleotides long. RefSeq lists its product as uncharacterized. The transcript has a single exon. The record is from RefSeq and is a predicted model, not a curated record. NCBI's taxonomy places the organism in Eukaryota, Metazoa, Mollusca, Bivalvia, Ostreida, Ostreidae. Bases 1 to 921 code for a protein of 306 amino acids.